GCAAGCCAGUGCACUUGUGCAAUCAUCUCCAACACCAUCACCACCACCACCACCAUCAUCAUCAUCGCUGUAAAGAUUUUAAGACUUUAUUAAAAGCCAAUAAAAAAAAAGAAAGAAAGAAAAACAAAAAAAGCGCAGAAUGCAGAAUUAGGGCACAAUUAAAAAAGAAAGAAAGAAAAAAACGAGGACUGUAAAACGAGGCAUCUUCAUUCCGACUCGGGAACUUGGAUACACUCAUACUUUAAGAGGAUUGUUUUGUUGUUUUUGGUCGCGGUUGGUGUUCGGCUUUACGCGCGGAAGCCUGGAGACCGCGGGCGCGUCACAGCCCGCGCGCUGUCGCCGAACCGAGACACUUGCUUGAACUUGCUAUGACAGGUAAACUAGCGGAGAAGCUCCCUCUUACCAUGAGCAGUUUAAUCAACGCCAUACCUGACAGCCUGUACCCUGAGGAGGACAUUCCCACUUCAUCUAUGAACAUCUUCACCAGCACGGACUCCGUCUCGCACUACUCGCAAAUGAACACAGAUAAUAUCAUGGACUUAGGAAUGGGAGGUGAGAAGAGCAACAAUGAGAUCCCAUAUGCUUCCAGUAGUUUUCAGUCCAGUCGAAGCGGGCAAACAGUUACGUAUUUGGGAAAGUUUGCCUUCGACACCCCUCCUUCGGGCGGCAUUGGCAGCUCGGGCUGGUGCCCGGACAACAACAUCAUCAGCCUGGUAAGUGCCGGCAUCCUUGGUGUGUCCCCGUCACCAGGUUCGAUCACCACUCAGACAUCGUCAUCGGGCGGCAUGAACGUCCAAUCGUCAGACAUUGACCAAGUGUAUGCCCCGCCCCUCCCCACCUACUCCGCCUGCGGUGACAUGUACCAGGAGCAGGUGGCAUUCCACCACAGCCCUGCUGCCUCCUCAUCACUGUCCUAUGCACCGUCCGAGUACCACAGUACCUCCAAAGCUGUGGACGCCAGCCUCUUCUCCAUGAUCCCAGACUAUAACCUGUUCCAGCACCAAGGUGGAGCGGGUGAAGCGGGUGCCAUGGAACACAAACCUUUCCAAAGCGUGGAGCCCCUUCGGGUUAACCCACCACCUAUCACGCCGCUCGAGACCAUCCGGGCGUUUAAGGACAAGCAGCAGCUGCAGCCGGGCUUCCUGGGCUCCCAACAGCACCAUGUUUCCCAGCACCACCACCAACACCAGCAAAUACCCCUCACCCUUAAACCCGUGCGCCCCCGAAAGUACCCAAACCGCCCGAGCAAGACACCGGUGCAUGAGCGUCCCCACGCCUGUCCGGCCGAGCACUGCGACCGGCGUUUCUCGCGCUCUGACGAGCUCACGCGUCACCUGCGCAUCCACACAGGCCAUAAGCCCUUCCAGUGCCGCAUCUGCAUGCGCUCGUUCAGCCGCAGCGACCACCUGACCACGCACAUCCGCACGCACACCGGCGAGAAGCCUUUCUCCUGCGACUUCUGUGGACGCAAGUUUGCUCGCAGCGAUGAGCGCAAGCGCCACGCCAAGGUGCACCUCAAGCACAAGGACAAGAAACCUGCAGAGAAGGCGGGCAGCUCGAGCGCCACAGCGACGACGGCCACUCGUACGUCUCCACCAGGAUCCUGCGGAAGCAGCGGAGCCAGUGGGGCCAAUGUCCUGACUGUUACCACGUGCGCAUAGGACUGAGACUGGCACUAGUGUUUGAGAAGAAUAAGGGAGGAAGAAACUGCCUUUCUUCUGAAAGGACUAGCAAUUGACUCUUAGAAACUCUCUCUUUCUCUCUUCAUGCAUUAGUUCUUUGGUUACGAUGUUUUUAUAAGGUGGUAUAGUCACAUUCACAUUGCCCCUUACCGGGGGUCGAGGGGACACACUAGUGUUUAAUGGCAGGGAGCACAGCAGAGUGGGGUAGCAGCCGGUGGACAGUCAGGUCAUCCCAGGGAAAAAAACAGGGCACUUUUUUUUUUUCUUUUUUCUUUUUUUUUUCGGGAAAAGCAUUACAGGCUCAGGGAGUCCUAACUUCCGGCUCCGUGGACCUACACAUUCCAGUGAUAAUACAGUCUGGGUCAGAUUAGUACAUUUUGUUUUUUUAAAAAUAGUAUAGAAUACAAUCUACACUUGGCAUCGAUUAUUUUUUUACACCGUAUUUCAGUUGAUGGCUCAUCAAAUAUGAAAAAGUGCAAUUUAAUUUCCUCAACUUUGUUAAUACCUUUGUUUGCGCUGCACUUUGGUUCCUGUUUUUAUUUUUGUUUUGUUUUUUCUAAUACUGCUUGUUAAUUAUUUAAUUGAUGAUAUUUUUUUAAAAGGAUGUGCCAAACCUGUUUUUGGAAAUACUACGACCAACUUUUUUGUGUGCGUGUUGUCAUUCUCGUGAGUGUAGCAGGGAUUAUUAUUAUUAUUAUUAUUAUUAUUAUUAUAGUGAGGCUACUGGACGAUCGAGUUUAAAGCAAAGCCUAGACUAUGACAGCACUGAAAGGCUCAGCGAGUUUGAGAAUCAAGAGGGCGUUUCUUGUGUAAUAAGACUGCGUUAUCUUCAUAUCAGUACUGUUAAGGGAUAUCUGGACAUCUUUUUCUUUUUUUUUUUUUUUUUGGUAAACAGUAACAGGUUGCCUGUACAAUAUAACAAAAAAAUGUGUGUCUUGGCAUCCGAGCUCACUAAGUGCAGUUUGCUUAUUAGCAUGAAAUUCAGAUACGAUCCGCGGCGUUUUUACUUGGAGCACGUGAUCUGGUAAAGGCCAAAAAAGCUACACGUGCUCUGUUUAAUGCUAAGAUCUGUAAUCGUCCUGCCAUUUCAUAGUUUUUUUUUUAUUUUUAUUGUUCCUAUACUAAUAGUGAUUAUAUAUUUUUUUUCUUUGUUUUUCCAGUCUGUAUGCCUGCAUGCAUCAUGUGUUGGUAGUUUGUCUGGAUUAGCACUGAAACAAAGGACAUUUCUGCGAGCAAUAUGCGUGCAUCUCGACCCCUCGUAACAGGGAGUCGAAAGAAGCGAUGCGAAAUGUGAAACCUGUUCACGUCCGUCGUUAUGAUAUUUACGUUUUCGUGUCACCGUCGUCGCUGUUGUGUUGUUGAUGAUGGCUCUUGAUGCUGAGUUCCCAGCGGUUUAUCUUGGUACGUUCCGUGUGUCCUGGUCGUUCGAGAAAACACACACAGCCAAUAACGAUGGAAACAACAGCCUUAGAGCAUUAACGCACGGCCAACCCUGGACGCCGGCUUUCUGACUGAACUCAGCCAUAUGCAUGCCAUUAGAAAUGUUUUUGGAUGAAAACAACUUGGACAUUUUAUUGUUUUGUUUCGUUUAUUCGUCUGUUUUGUCAUUGUUUAUUUUUUUCCCUUUACAGCUCCGAGGGGCAUCAGCAGUAACGUGGUAUCUCCACGUGUUUUAUUUCAUUUUAUUUUAUUUUUUCCUCCUACAUGGAACACACUGAGAGAAUCUGACUAUCCUAGAGGGAUGGUCUUAUGUUCAGCCGCCUAUAUAAACACACGACUACGUGUUUUCUACUAAGAAUGUACAGUUUAAAAGGAAAAGCAAUGCGCUUCAGUAUUACCGCGUGUUUCAAUGUGUGCGAGCACGCACGCCUCCGCACUCCCAGGAUGCAAAAGGGUGUGUUACCGUACAUUUCUGAAGACUGUGUAUAUAAUGUAGAAUGUGUUUUUUUUUUGUUGUUGUUGUUGUUGUUGUUGUAGUUUUUUUUGUUUUUGUUUCUUUUUUAACUGUGAGUGCGUUUAAAAAAAAAAAAGAGAAGUGUUGUCCAGCGGUGUCAAACCUGAUGCAUCUUACGUCCUAAAAUAUUGUUUUUGUGAAUAAUAUACAAAGAUGGAGACACACUGAAUGAUGUGUUUAUUAAUAAAAUAAACCAUAAGGUUAUUUGAAA
Molecule: messenger RNA, 3847 nt
Organism: Clarias gariepinus (North African catfish)
Lineage: Eukaryota; Metazoa; Chordata; Actinopteri; Siluriformes; Clariidae
Gene: egr3
Product: early growth response 3
Exons: 2
Coding region: 369-1661 (430 amino acids)
Biological process (GO): regulation of transcription by RNA polymerase II
Molecular function (GO): RNA polymerase II cis-regulatory region sequence-specific DNA binding; DNA-binding transcription factor activity, RNA polymerase II-specific
Source: RefSeq, a predicted model, not a curated record